Messenger RNA from Sycon ciliatum, 2453 nucleotides. RefSeq names its product katanin p80 WD40 repeat-containing subunit B1-like. NCBI's taxonomy places the organism in Eukaryota, Metazoa, Porifera, Calcarea, Leucosolenida, Sycettidae. The coding region runs from base 168 to 1925 and encodes 585 amino acids. Gene Ontology annotation, biological process: microtubule depolymerization; microtubule severing. The transcript has 20 exons. Gene Ontology annotation, cellular component: katanin complex. The record is from RefSeq and is a predicted model, not a curated record. Gene Ontology annotation, molecular function: microtubule binding.
GUCGAACUCUUUCUAUCCGACCUUUUGAUUGCGAAGUCUCCUUUCUCUAGACUACUAAUACAGUUUAGAAACAAUCACAAGCGACCUACCCUGACGGUUGCCCAUGUACAGUCUUCUCCCAAGUCUUUAUGUAGAAGUCGAAUGACUUGAGAUUGCAGCCCGGCGGAAUGGCGAAUCCAAGCGGAAAGCGAAGCUGGAAAUUACAGGAGUUCGUUGCUCAUGGGUCCUCAGUCAACUGUCUGGCCCUGGGCAAGAACUCGGGGCGUAUCCUAGCAACCGGCGGCGAGGAUCGGAAGGUGAAUGUGUGGGCUGUCGGAAAGCCGAACUGCUUGAUGAGCCUGAGCAGCCAUACCAGCCCGGUGGAUUGCGUCGCCUUUGACGUCAACGAGGAGCGACUGGUGAGCGGAUCGCGCUCCGGCACACUCAAGCUCUAUGACCUCGUCCAGGGAAAACUGGUACGGACGUUACCUGGUCAUCGCAGCGCGAUAUCAUGCCUGGACUUUCACCCAUUUGGAGAUUUUCUGGCUUCGGGAUCUGUCGACCAACUUGUCAAGAUGUGGGAUGUUCGACGCAAAGGCUGUAUUUACUCCUACAAGGGCCAUACAGACACUAUCAGAUGUUUGCAGACCAGUCCUGACGGCAAAUGGGUCAUCUCUGGUAGCGACGACGGAACCGCAAUGUUGUGGGACCUGACGGCCGGCAAGCUCAUGCACACUUUUCCUCACGCCGGCGGUGCCGUCCAGUGUCUGCAGUUCCAUCCCAACGACUUCUUGCUGGCGACGGGAAGCAGUGAUAGGUGUGUACGUUAUUGGGAUCUGGAAUCGUUUGAUCUGGUAUCCCAAUCAGACCCGGCUUCCAGCGCUGUCAGAUGUAUCAGUUACCACCCAGAUGGCCUCUGCCUCUUUGCUGGCUACAAGGAUCUGCUGCGGGUGUAUGGCUGGGAGCCGCCGACUUGCCGUGACUCGCUGGCCAUGCCCUGGGGCGGAGUGGCGGAUAUGGCAGCGUCCUCUAAUCAACUGAUAUCAGCGUCGUCCUUCCAGACCAACAUCUCAGUGUGGGUGGUGGACAUGACGAAAACUCGCUUGACUGACGAUGCUCCAGAACGUCCUGUUACAGCACAGUCUCACAGCACGAGAAAGGUGUUUGAUAGAACGGCGGAGAGGUCGUCCACUUCAGCGCAGCCGGCCAAGUCAUCGGCUGCCGGAGAUGACGAGAGUGCCCGUCACUCUCCACCGCCCGAUGAUGAUGGCCCUCCGCCAGGUGAUGUGUUUGCUGGCAAGCUGCGGACAGCACGAACACCGCCGCGCCGUGCCAUGGAGCCAUUCCCUGCGCCGUCCGACGGAGGAGCCUCUCCACCAUUGCCGUCUAGAGCAGUUGAGCGUCCGUCAUCGUCAGGCCAGAACGAAGCGGAAGGAAUCGAUAUGCUUCUGAAGGGCCACGAGUCGCUGUGCAAGGUGAUAGAAGACCGUCAGCACCACCUGAAGAAGGUUCACUCUCUCUGGUCAAAGUCUGAGGUGAAAAGCAGCGUCAGCGCGGCAGUUAGCACACGUAAUCCUGGAGUGCUCGUCGAUAUCCUCUCCAUCAUCAAUCUAAAACCAUCGCUCUGGUCUCUGGGCAUCUGCUGCAUCAUAUUGCCAGCCUUGGAUGAGCUACUGAAAAGUCGGCAUGAAACAUAUCAUCAAUGUGCGGCAUCCUCCAUCAAGCUGGUCCUCAAGCACUUGGCGCCCAUGAUCCUGACCAACAUAAACGCUCCACCAACAGACAACUCUGACCUGGCCAGGGAAGAAAGAUAUCAGAAGAGCCAGGGAUGCUGGUCGAACCUGAAGAAGUUGCGCGAGGUGGCACGCACGCGCUCGCGGGAAACCGGCACCACCGGGACGCAGAUGAAGGAGCUGCACAUGGCCUUCACAAUCCUAGACUCAUAGGGUGCGACGAGUGUUUUACCUGGUACCGUUGCUGUUCUUUGCAACCAGCAGCCGCGACCCAACUACUCUCACAUAUCUAUUCGUGUGGAUGCUGCAGAACGUGCUGCUUCCACGACGUAAUACCACUCAGAUCUUGUCUGGGUGAAGUCAGCCCUCAUCACACCAUGUAACAAACACACAAAACGUUCAAAGCUGGUCUUUGGAUCUGCCUGUCUUCAAGCACGUGCGCACAUACUUGAUAACGACAAACAUGAGGCCUCUCGGGUGGAGAGCAGAGCUAAAGUUAUUAUUGUGUUGUAGAUUUUCUCUAUUAUCUCCCUCCCCUGCAUUCUCUAUGGCCUCGUUUGGACCGGCUAACAAUAUCCAUGAAACACACGAUGAUUUCAAAAUUCUAUUCAAGUAUUUGUACCCGUAUUCCAAAUUUAUUUUAUUUCUUCCGGAUUUCAUCCGCUUUUCUAACCCGUACUCUCCCACAGAGUGGGCACAACAUGCUUGUAGUGUUUCCUGAAAUCAACAGAUUUCUAAACA